UUCUUGGCUGAAAAUCAGACAAGAUUGACACAGAUUGCAUUACAAAUUGUGAUUAAAGUAUAAUUAAAUUAACUGCACGCCAGGAUGCCGAUUAACCAGAAAGAGGUAACGCCGCAAUUAGACAGUCAGACAGGUGAGGAUCAGGGGGAGGAGGAGGAGCAGCCGGACGACGAGAAUCGUCUGGAGAAGUUUACGGUGCGUCUUAAUGGACAACAUGACCUGGAGCAGCGUUUAAAGGAUUUUAAAGCGGCAUGCGAGGCUCAUGAGAAGCACGCCAGACGGCGAAAGCGGAAGCGAUACUACCAUUUGGGUCUUGUGGCCAAGUUGGUGACGGAAACCACUCACGACGAGCUGCGACGUAUGCUGGAAAAUGGAACCUACACCUUUCACGUGGAUACGGUGGGCAAUAAGCCCGAUGAACUGACAGCCAUUUUGGACACCAUGAACAUUGCCAUUUCGGCGCAUUCUGCAGAAAGGGAACUACGUCUGACAACUGGCCUGGCUCUGGAGAUUAACGGCGAGUGCUGUCGCGUUGGCAGGCUGCGGAACAACUGCACCGUGAUGCUGGCACGAGGUGCAGUGGUCACACUCACCACGGAUGAGUCUUACCGCUACAAAGGCUUUAAGGAAAUAGUGUACGUGAUCAAUCUGCGGUGUUAUCUCGCCUCCGUUCAGUUGGGCGAUAUGGUGCUGAUCGGACGUGAAGUUAGGGGUAAGGUGGUGAAGACCCUGCGGGAAGCACUAACCGUGAUGAUCAUAGAUGCCGGUCUGGUAGCCUCCUACGAUUUUAUAGAGCUCCCUAGACAGUGUCACGCUCUGGAUCCGGACCUAUAUCCCGAUCUGUACAUGAAGGACCUUGAGAUGGCCGCGUCUUUGAAUGCCAACUAUGUGGUUCUGCCCAAGAUACGAUGCAAGAGCUUUCUGCGUGCCGUGCGGCAGACCUUGAACUCUGAUUUCAACCUAAAGUUAAUCGGAAUGAUAGAUUUCGAGUAUGUGCGGAGCAACAUGCUUGAUUUGCUAGGCAUCAUAAAGCUGGUGGACUACAUUUGGAUACCGGACAUGUUCAACGUAAACUGUUGCGUAUAUAACUACAUAAUGGAGGACGUGCUUCCCAUUUCGCAGUGCCAGAAGAAGCCAGUAAUUGGCACGGUUCCGCUGGAGCGUUGCAGCGAUUUUAAGCGAUUUGAGUUGCACGAUUUCCUGUGGAAGGUCGACGCUAUUCACAUCCAAAAAAGUCCAUGGUGCAACAAAUAUCCGCUGAUAGUCAAAAAGCUGAUGCCCAUAAAAGAUUAUCGUGUUGGCGCGGUCCAGAAUAAGAUGGUACUGAAGAGCAUCCUAACCUCAUAUCAGACCAUAGUGAAUUUUAUAAUCCGCACAAUUAGCUCAAUUGAGUGUCAAGCCAUAUUUUUGUUCACCACUUGCGAGACCGCCAGCGUGGCCCUUUCGCGCAUUGAGAUCUAUUGCCCAGUAUAUGUGAUGGUGCCGCUGGAGGAGACAGAUGAUGCGGAAACCAUUACCUGCAAGGUGGAGCUCGCUCGUGCGCUUCAUUUGCGCCGUAACAUGCACCCGGUUCUUUACACUAAGGAUCUUAACGAGUGCAGCUACAGUCCUAUUGAGUUUGGAGUGGACUUUAUGAGGAAGAAGGGCUGCUUGGAGGUUGGAGACUUUGUAGUUACCCUGGAGGUGGGCAAAGAGGAUAAGGAUAACGUGGUCAUCGGAAUAGGAGAGGAUAUUUGCAUCCUGCGCGCAUUCUACGUGUCGCCACUAUUUGCCUGUGAGAAGUUUAAGUACGGUGGAUAACUUUACGGCGUGCAGUUGUGCAGAUUACACAGAUAAUUAACUCUAAAUUAAAUGUAUCUCAUGCCAAAAA
Messenger RNA from Drosophila simulans, 1870 nucleotides. RefSeq lists its product as uncharacterized. Gene Ontology annotation, molecular function: magnesium ion binding; potassium ion binding; pyruvate kinase activity. The record is from RefSeq and is a predicted model, not a curated record. NCBI's taxonomy places the organism in Eukaryota, Metazoa, Arthropoda, Insecta, Diptera, Drosophilidae. The transcript has a single exon. Gene Ontology annotation, biological process: glycolytic process. The coding region runs from base 85 to 1800 and encodes 571 amino acids. Gene Ontology annotation, cellular component: cytoplasm.